CCACUGUGAUGCGUGUGUUUUUGUUAUUGUUGUAGGUUAGUGGAACAGCUGAGAGCGAAGAGACAUCGUUGCGCAUCUUUAAAAAAACGUGUAAUCGUUUUCUGACACGGAUGGACUUUGUCUGCCUUUAAUCUAAAUAGGGACGGAUCAAUUGGACAAUCUGCAGAGCAAACAGACCAGAAUAAGGUGCUCACCAGUGUUAUUGUGUUGCCAUGGAGAAGGCUUGGAGGGUGGAGUUUAGGAACGUGGGUAGUAGCUACUUCCCUCAGAGCCGCGUGGAAUGCCACUACAGCAUCAGCUCGCAACAUACCUGGGCCAGCCAUGACUGGGUCGGGCUCUUCAAGGUGGGAUGGUUGUCAGUGAAGGACUACCACACCUUUGUUUGGGCCCUGGCCCCGGAAGGCUACCAGGAGGGCACAGAUGUCAACUGCUGUGUUAACUUCCAGGCCUCCUAUCUGCCCAAGUCCAGUUCCCAGCAGUACCAGUUUGUGUACGUGGAUGGGAAGGGAGAGGUGUGCUCUGCCAGCUCCCAGUUUACCUUCAGCGCCCCUAAACCUUUGGAGGACCUGGUCACCCUGGAGGAAGGAGCCCACGGAGAGGAGGGGGGGACCGACAUGCUUCUGGUCGUACCCAGGGCCGAGCUACUGCAGAGUCGCCUGCAAGAGUGUCUUCGGGAGCGAGCCGAGCUGCUCCAUGCACGGGAGUCAGCCGAGAGGAUGAAGGAGAGAGAGAGGGAGAAGUACAGGAGGGCAAGAGAGGCGUGGGACAGAGGCUGUGAGGAGCUGGAGAGGAACAUCGCAGACCUGAAGGAAGAGCUGCGAGAAAGCAGAGACAGGGUGGAAGAGAUGGAGAGGAGGCAGGAGGAGGUGGAGGCAUCAGGAGAGGCCUUGGCUCAAGAGAAGAGCUCCAUACUGACUAUGAAAGCAGCCAGCGAACAGCGAAUCAGAGAGCUGGAGGAUGACAUUAAAGCCCUGGCACUGAAGGCUUUGGAACGAGAGACUGAACUGGAGAGGAUGAAGGAGAGGGCCAAGAAGCAAGCAGUUCAAAGGAGGGAGGAGGAGAAAGAGAGGAAAGUUCUGCAGCUCAAGCUGGAGCAGUCCGAGGGGGAGCUGCGCAGUCUGUCUGCUGAGUUCCAGGGUCUGAGGAGCUCCCUGGCCCAGAGAGACACACACGCCCUACAGCUACGUGACACCAUCACCACCCUCACAUACAGGCUGAGUACGGCGCAGCGGAAAGAGGCGGAGAGCGAGGCCGCCCUGGCUGAGAUGCGGGGCCUGCGGGAGCGUCUGGGGGCCAGCGAGCGUUGUGCCGAGGGCCUGAAGGGAGAGCUGUGUGCCCUGGUGGCCCAGAGGGACCAGGGCCAGACAGAGCUGCACCAGGCCAGGCUCCAAGCGGCACAGCUCACCCUGCAGCUAGCCGACGCCAGCCUGGCCCUGAGGGAGGCCAGAGCACACUGGGCCCAGGAGAGACAGAGCCUGCAGUGCAGCACUGAGAAGGCCAGAGAGCGUCUGGAGAAGCUGAAUGGAGAGACGCAGCGGAUAGAGAAGAAGCUCCAGGAGGAGAGGAUGGAGAGAGAGAAGGUGGAAGUGGAGCUGGGAAGAGAGAAGGACUGUAACCGGGUGCAGCUGGGUGAGACAUGCAGGGAGCUCCAGGAGCUGAAGGCCAGUCUGAGGGUGGCCCAGAAGGAGAAGGAGCAGCUGCUACUGGAGCAACAGGACCUGAUGGAGUACAUGGGUCAGGUGGAACAGAGGAGGGAGGCUUUGGCAGAUGCCAAGUGGAGCGCUGCGGUGUUCGCCUCCACCAGCCUCCAUGACAGUCUUCUGUCUGACUCUGAGGAUGAGAACCCUGAGGCCCUGCAGCCCUCCCGCCAACCCUGCAGGCAGCCCCCCCCCUCCUCCCGCCCCCUUGCCCACUACAGCCUGUGUGACCCCCAGGCCCAGCCUGACUCCCUGCUCCCUCCACCCCCUUCCUCCCCCAGAGACAUGUCCCGGUCCCUGUCCCGAGGGGGCGUCGUCAUCAGCCAGCCCGCUCCCCUGUUGUUGCCCAGGCAAUCGGGCGGAGACACCCUAACACACAGCUCUGAGUCGGAGGAGGAGAAUAACACCGACCAGUGCGGAGGACACAGCUCUGGAGAGGAGGCAGCCCUGCUGCUGCCUGAGACCACAGACACAGUCCUCAGUGACCUGGCUAAUACCUCUCAGUGGUAGAGAGCGGAGAUACAGGACCAAGUCAACAGCAUCACUGUCAGUGUGUUCUUUACUUUUAAUUCAGUAUUCAGCGCACACACACACACACACAAACACACUACAACUCACCUCUCUGACAAAUGAUGUUAAUAUGCAAUUUGCUUCCACAUUUUUCUAUAAACCUCUUCUUUGAUGUGUGACUUCUAGGCUGUUGUGCUGCACCUGCACAUAACAUGGUCCUAAGGAUGACAUAAUGCCUGUCAUUAACAGGUCGUGACGGCUCAAAUCAUAGUUACGGCCUCUCGUGGUCGUUCUAAAGCGUGAAACGCUUCAACAUUUAAGUCUUAGUUAGAUGUUUAAUAGUUCAUGUUUCAUAACAGGGUUAUUUCAGUUGCAGGAGGAGUGAUGUUGGGAGCUUUACGACCUGCGUUAUGUCAUUUUUAUGACGCCGUUAUUAUGAGGCAUCAUGACAGCCACUGUAAUUAAGAUAUUUUGAGUGAAUGUAUCCGUCUCCUUUUUAAAAUCUAGAAGGUGAUUUGAACACUUUCCUUCGGUGCCGACAACUUUAAACACUUCAGACUACUGUAAUAAUAGUCAUUAAGACGUACUUAGACUUUUGUUUGAAGAAUCAUUGUAAAGUACAGAUAUGUAUAAUGUUUUUCCUCCUUAUAUUCAAAACCUGAGAUGUUAUAUUAUAAGCAUUUUCUGUUAUUCAUUAUUAGACAUUUAAAUUCCUGCUUUAUUAGGGGUGCUGUAGUACUAGUUGAAAGGAGACUCAAAGGUAGAGAGGCGUCCAAAACGGUUGAAAACGCUUCUGGAGAAGGGUGGCAGUUUGAGAGCAAUCAAGUUGGGGAGGGCAAUCAUGUUAGGGAGGGCAAUCAGGUUGGGGAGGGCGAUCAGGUUGGGGAGGGCAACCAGGUUGAAGGUAGACUGGAAGAGACACUCAAGAAAGGUGGUUGCUACUAAUUAGGGCGCGAGGAAUGACAUUUUGAUGUUCUCUCAUGUUUGUUUUGUUGCACAAUAUAUUUGACUUCCAAUAUUCUAUCCUCCGCAACAUACAGCUAUUGCUCCUGCAUGCUGUAGAGCCACUGCAAUACUUUCGUACUUGAUACCAGAUGUCAAUCUUAAAGCGGGGUGUUGUUUUAAAGCAAAGAAUAAUGUGUGUUUAGAACGUCCCAGAAGAUCAUCAGCUAGAUUCACUGUGCGCGGUAUACAGAAACGACCUGCUUCAGAGGGACGAAGCCAUUCUAAAUUUGUACCUAAAAGAACAAAUUGGUAAACGAAGGAAUUUCAUCAUAACAUCAUCUAAUUUAUGGACACCGACGUUGCAAUACUUGUUAUGGGGUGUUGUUCCUAUAGCUCAUGGAAGUCUGGCCUGGACUAGAUUACUACUGGGUCAAGAAAUACAUUUUUCACGAUUUUCUACCAAUACUCCGCUUGUGUGAUAUCGUAAUGAAAUGAUAUGAAGUUUUAGUUUAAGCUACAGAGUUGAUACGUGUAAUAAGAAGAACAUACUAAAGCCAGGGUUCAUCCUGUCUGUGUCAUCUCGUCUCUCAUCCAUAAUCAUUACCAUCGUGUGUUGUAUUUCUUCUUCGUUUUUUUUUAAAGACUCGUUUCUUUUUCUUUCCCCCUGAUUUUUCUGUCUUGAGGGUCAAUUGAACUGUAUUAUCUAUCACGACUGUCCCGGUAAGGGUUGAAGAGUUCGUCCAAAGGGUCGAGGUGUCGGUGCCACUAUACAGGACAACAGUUUGCUCACACAUGGGUUGUAAAAGCCAUAGUGAAAAGUGUGACGUCUGUAAACAUACAACCCAGUCCGUCAUAAUAACAACUUUGUCAGCACUGACGGACAUCCCUGCUCAGUUGAAGGCUGUGCUUCAAUAGGUUUUGGAGUACCUUCAUCUCUGCACCUGUUGAGCGAUACCUGCGGCGUAGUUUAGUACUACACAUCUGUUUGCCACCCCGGGUGUGAGUGAUUCUGACGUCCUGGCAUGUGCACCAAACGUUCCGUAGCACUGAGAUCGACUGGGUGUUUUGUCGUCGUCAGAUCUAGAUUUCCGUGGGAAGUUCUAUGUCUACUGUGAGCUACGUGGGUGUGUAGUGUAACUUCUAUUCAGGACAGCUGCCUACUCCCAUUGCAAUAAGGCUCCCAGUGGUUUUCUGGUGUGUAUGUUUGUUUGUUGAGGUCAUCUUACUUAUGAAAAAGAAAAAAAAAAAAAAAAAAGUAGUUAUUGGUAAAUACUAUAUACUGUCUGUUCGUGUGGGUGGGUUUCUGUAAUAAAAUAAACAUGUAUGUGUAUCAA
Oncorhynchus nerka (sockeye salmon) is the source of this 4486-nucleotide messenger RNA. Its product is annotated as calcium-binding and coiled-coil domain-containing protein 1-like. Gene Ontology annotation, biological process: positive regulation of transcription by RNA polymerase II. Gene Ontology annotation, molecular function: transcription coactivator activity. The record is from RefSeq and is a predicted model, not a curated record. NCBI's taxonomy places the organism in Eukaryota, Metazoa, Chordata, Actinopteri, Salmoniformes, Salmonidae.